Messenger RNA from Paracoccidioides brasiliensis Pb18, 1269 nucleotides. RefSeq lists its product as uncharacterized. The transcript is spliced from 3 exons. The coding region runs from base 1 to 1269 and encodes 422 amino acids. The record is from RefSeq and is a predicted model, not a curated record.
AUGUCUUCCGACGGCCGAGUCCCGCUCCUCGUGCGUGCGGAGCUCCCUCGCAAGCCGCCAGUCACUAAAGAAACAGCCCGCGAAAUAGCACUGCUGGAGCGCGAGAUUGUCGACGCUGAGGUUAAAGCGCUCCGUGCCUCCGUCUCCCUCCUCCGCCCACUCUACGCCCGCCGCACAGCCCUCAUAACUGCCAAACUCACCGAAACCGACUUCUGGCCUCGCGUCUUCUCCCACGCCCCGGAAGAAGUUGACAAGUUCAUCCUCCCCUCCGACGCAGAUAUCAUCGGCAGCUGUCUCAGAAACCUCACCGUGGAACGCUUCAGUGUAAAUGAGAAAGGUGACGAGGGCGAACCGCGUAAUUUGCGCUUUACGUUUGAGUUUAAGACGGACCCGGAGGUUAAUGAGUGGUUUGAUACGGGAGCGGAUGGGAAUGCAAAUGCAAGUGCAGAUGGGAUUGUGAAGAUUGUCAAGGAGUUUUAUUGGAGGAAGAGUAUUGGGCGGUCUGAGAGGAAUGGGAGAAGAAGGGUGUGGGAGGGGCUUGUGUCGGAGCCUGUUAGGAUUCAGUGGAGAAGUAAGGAGGUUGAUCCAACAAAGGGGCUUUUGGAUGCGGCGUGUAAUCUUGCUGAAGCUGAGAGGAAAGUUGGUGAGGGGAAGAAGGUUACUGUGGAGCAGAGGUUGGAGCUAUCUGAGUAUGAGACGGUGGUGACUGAGGUGGCGAAGGUGGAGGCUGAGGCGCAUCUGCAUGCGGAUUCUAGUGAUGAUGAAAAUCAUGAUCAUGACCAUGACCAUGACCAUGACCACGACGAUGAGAGACCCUCUGGUAUCAGUUUCUUUGCGUGGUUUGGGUAUCGCGGACGCGAUAUUUCGGCUGAGGAGUCGGAAGCCGCUGUUAAGGAGGAUGAGGUGUAUUGGGCGAAGGUUGCCGGGGGGGAAGAGGUUGGGGAAGAAAAGGAGAAGGAAGAAGCUGGAAAAGAGGGUGAGGAGGAAGAUGAGGAUGAUUAUGACGACGAUGAUGAUGAGGACGGGCUCAUGAAUGCGGAGAUAUUCCCGGAUGGUGAUGAGCUUGCUGUUGCGCUGAGCGAGGACUUGUGGGAAAAUGCACUCAAGUAUUAUGUUCAAUCGUUCGAGGAGAAGGACGACUUCGGCUCUGAUAAUGAGUUUGACAUGGACUGGAUGAAUGGCGAUGAUGACGAAGAAGACGAGAAGAAGAGUGACGACGAGAACGAGAACGAGGGUAAUAGGCCUCACAAAAAGGUCAAGACUUCAUGA